Molecule: messenger RNA, 829 nt
Organism: Siniperca chuatsi (mandarin fish)
Lineage: Eukaryota; Metazoa; Chordata; Actinopteri; Centrarchiformes; Sinipercidae
Product: cytochrome c oxidase assembly factor 8
Exons: 5
Coding region: 169-801 (210 amino acids)
Biological process (GO): intrinsic apoptotic signaling pathway
Cellular component (GO): mitochondrion
Source: RefSeq, a predicted model, not a curated record
UUCAUUGCGGAAGUCACGUGACCAAACUGCUGUUUUUGCACGCCGAAGGACACAGACAUGAACUCCCAUGAAGUACAGUGUAGGCUAACAUCAACAGCAUGGUGCUAAGUACUGUAACGGUGGCUGACUCUCUUUAAAACAGCAGUUUUCGGGUUUCUGUUAAUUAAAAUGGCGUCCAAAACAACAGCAGCAGCAGCAGCAGCAGCGGGGCGUCUAACAUGGAGGAUGUUGGGUCCGGUUCCCCUCCGCGCUCCACACCGCUUAUCGGCAGCGAACAGGCGGCAGUGCAGCUCCAAACUGGCAACCCAGCAGGACAAAUCACCAAAGAGAUCUACCUUCAGACCAGUAGCCACCUCCACGCACGACUGGAUUGGUCCACCGAACCCUCUUUCCAACCUGCGGCCAAUCGUUUACCACGUCCCUGAGAACGAAACGGAGCUGGAGAAACGGCUGCGACACCUGAGGCAGGAGACCGAGGACUGGAACCACGACUUCUGGGCCAGGCAGAACAUCACCUUCAGCAAGGAAAAAGAUGCUUUCAUCAUUUCACAACUGAAUGCAAAGGGCUUGACUGAGCGUGACGAGCAAGGACGACGGCGGUCCCUGAACAGUGAAGAAAUGGCCGUGUUUUACAAAAGCUUCCUGGACAGAAACAUAAUACGACAUGCAAAUUAUAACAACGAAUGGUACCGGCGUAACUUCGCCAUCACCGUGCUCAUGGCCCGAGUCGCCCUAAAGAACAUGUGGAAGACUGUUACCGAUAGACACAGCAGCAAGAAAAACAGCACUCCUACCGCCUGAUAAGAAAUAAAAUAUUCACCCGCCCUCC